UGAGGAACAGUAGCAGAAGAGAGAAGAAAACCUCCACUCUCUCAUCAUGAAGACUGGAGGAACAAAUCCUGAUCCUUGGGAGAGGAGCCAGGGUGAGAGGCUGUCCGGGAGCUCCGCUGGAAGUCAGGGGAGGAUUAGGCUGUCUCUAGCCCACCCAGGGCUGCUGCUUCUGGGGAUAAUACUGCUGGUCCUCCUGCCCUCUGAAGAAAGUGUCAAACAAAAUGUACCCAGAGUCAAACUCAGCUACAAAGAGCUGGUCCAGGGUGGUAGUGUAUCAGUGUUCCUGAGUCCUACUGAUGGUCUCCAUUCCCACUCUGUGUUGUUGGAUGAGGAGAGAGGCAGGCUGCUGCUGGGAACCAAAGACUCAGUCUAUCUACUGGACCCUGACAACCUCAGCAGAGCUCCCAGGAAGAUCAGCUGGCCAUCCUCCAGAGACACAGUGGAGAUGUGUAAACUGGCAGGCAAGAACGCUCAAUUGGAGUGUGCCAACUUUGUGCGUGUGCUCCAUAACUUUAACCAUACCCAUGUGUAUGCCUGUGGGACAGGAGCCUUCCACCCGAUAUGUGCCUUCAUUGUGAUCUCUGGGCGCAGAGUGGAGGGUGUGUUCCAGUUGUUGUCUGGUACAGUGGAGUCCGGGAGGCUGAAAUGCCCUUACGACCCCUGGCAACCUUUCACGUCUGUCCUCACAGACCAGUUCAUGUAUGCUGGCACGGCAUCAGACUUCCUUGGUAAAGACACAACGUUCACCCGCUCCUUGGGCCCACCCCCUGACCAGCACUACAUACGUACUGACAUCUCAGAGGAGUACUGGAUCAACGAGGCCGGGUUUGUAUCAGCCCAUCCUGUGUCAGACACCUACAACCCAGACGAUGACAAGAUCUACUUCUUCUUUCGUGAGACAUCACGUGACAGCAAUGAUAAGAGUGUCCUGUCCCGCGUGGCACGCGUCUGCAAGAAUGACGUGGGAGGGUUGAGGAGUCUGACCAAUAAGUGGACAACGUUCCUCAAAGCCAGACUGGUGUGUUCCAUCCCUGGACCUGACGGAGUGGACACACACUUUGACGAGCUCCAGGACAUAUUCCUGCUCCCCACCAGAGAUGAGAAGAACCCUGUUGUGUAUGGAGUCUUCACCACCUCCAGCUCUGUGUUCCGAGGCUCGGCGGUGUGUGUGUACAGCAUGGCUGACAUACGAGCUGUAUUCAACGGACCCUAUGCUCACAAGGAAGGACCUGACCAUCGCUGGGUAGAAUAUGAGGGGAGAAUACCUUACCCUCGCCCUGGAACGUGUCCCAGUAAGACGUAUGAUCCCCGGAUAAGGACCACUAAAGACUUCUCAGAUGAGGUGGUCAGUUUCAUCCGCUUCCACCCCCUCAUGUUCCGCUCCGUCUACCCCCUGACCAGCCGACCCGUGUUCACGCGUGUACGUGUUGACUACACACUGACCCAGAUAGUGGUGGACCGCGUCAUGGCUGAGGACGGACAGUAUGAAGUCAUGUUUCUGGGGACAGAUGCUGGGUCAGUCCUGAAGGUGGUGAGCAUUACUCAGGAGAACUGGUCUACUGAGGAGCUGGUGCUGGAGGAGCUCUCGGUGUUUCAGGCUCCCACUCCCAUCCUGAGUAUGGAGAUCUCUUCUAAACAGCAACAGCUGUAUGUGGGUUCGGGGGCUGGGCUAGCCCAGGUGUCCCUGAGCAGGUGUCACCUGUAUGGUCAGGUGUGUGCAGAGUGUUGCCUUGCCAGAGAUCCUUACUGCGCCUGGGACGGACACACCUGCUCACGAUACGUCCCAGCAUCCAAGAGGAGAGCCAGAAGACAAGACAUCAAACAUGGAGACCCAUCCAGCCAGUGUUGGGACACAGAGGACACUCUGCGUGGAGGCAGGGUUGAGGAGAGGAUAAUGUUUGGGGUGGAGAAUAACUCAACCUUCCUGGAGUGUCUCCCCAAAUCACAACAGACCACCACACGCUGGUUCAUACACAGACCUGGAGCUGAACACAGAGAGGAGGUGAGGCCAGAUGACAGAGUGGUCCAUACAGGCCAAGGUCUCCUCAUUCGCUCUCUCCAUCCUGCCGAUGCCGGCAUGUACGUGUGUAUGGCACAGGAGCACACACACUUCACACACACUCUGCUCCGCCUCACGCUGCGCCUCAUUUCCUAUGGGCAUCUUGAUGGGCGGCCAAAGCCCAGCAAGGACCCCAGUGUUGAGGUUCGCCCCGGGGCAGAGUCUCGUCAGCGCUAUAAGGACUACCUGCGUGUGAUGAGUUCUCCCAUUGGCUCGCUGGAGGAGUACUGUGAUUCGCUUUGGCUGGAGAAGAGGCCGGCCAGUAGGAGAGGUGGAAGAGGGCAGGGGGUGGGGAAAUGGAAACACAUCCAGGAGCUGAAGAAAAGCAGGAACAGACGACACCACGGAGAGAGGAAUGGAGAGAGGGAUAAAGAGAUGGAUGGAGAGAGGGUAGUGAGGCAGAGGACAGGAUGAGCUGGUGAGGAUACCAAAGAGGAGUGAGAACAGCAGUCACAAAAAGUGUCAUUAGGGGAAACCAUCAAUGUUUAUAGUGGUAAAGGGGGGCCAUGGGUAAGAUGAUCAAAUAAGUAGUUAGACUUGAGGGAAAGUUAUAGGGACCACAAUACAAUCUUAGAAAAAAAAUACUAUUUUCUAUAUUUUAGAAUAAUAAUGAAGACAUCACAACUAUGAAAUAACACAUAUGGAAUCAUGUAGUAUCCAAAAAAGUGUGAACUUCUUCGGGAUCGGUAUCCCGUCCAUGGGACUGUUGAGCUAACGUAGGCUAAUGCAAUUAGCAUGAGGUUGUAAGUAACAAGAACAUUUCCCAGGACAUAAACAUAUCUGAAAUGGGUUGAAAGCUUCAAUUCUUGUUAAGGAUCCGCACCUUUAUUUUAAUUUUUGCCUAAUAAUGACAUACCCAAAUCUAACUGCCUGUAACUUCGGCCCUGAAGCAAGGAUAUGCAUAUUCUUGGUACCAUUUGAGGAAACACUUUGAAGUUUGUUGAAAUGUGAAAGGAAUGUCAGAGAAUAUAACACAAUAGAUCUGGUAAAAGAUAAUACAAAGAAAAAACCAACCAUUAUUUUGUAUUUUUUUGUUCAAUCAUCUUUGAAAUGCAAGAGAAAGGCCAUAAUGUAUUAUUCCAGCCCAGUUGCAAUUCAGAUUUUGGCCAAUAGAUCGCAGCAGUGUAUGUGCAAGGAUUUAGACUGAUCCAAUCAACCAUUGCAUUUCUGUUCAAAAUGUUGCAUCAAGACUGCCUAAAUGUGCCUAAUUUCUUUAUUCAUAUUUUUUCAUGUUCAAAACUGUGCACUCUACUCAAACAAUAGCAUGGUAUUAUUUCACUGUAAUAGCUACUGUAAAUUGGACAGUGCGGUUAGAUUUAAAAAAUCAAAAAAUAUUUUAUACUUGAGGUUCUUCAAAGUAGCCACCCUUUGCCUUGAUGACAGCUUUGCACACUCUUAGCAUUCUCUCAACCAGCUUCAUGAGGUAGUUACCUGGAAUGCAUUUCAAUUAACAGGUGUUCCCUGUUAAAAGUUAAUUUGUGGAAUUUCUUUCCUUCUUAAUGCGUUUGAGACAAUUGUGUUGUGACAAGGAAAUGUUGGUAUACAGAAGAUAGCCCUAUUUGGUAAAAUACCAAGUCCAUGUUAUGGCAAGAAUAGCUCAAACAAGCAAGGAUAAAUGACAGUCCAUUAUUACCUUAAGAAAUGAAUGUCAGUCAAUCUGGAACAUUUCAAGAACUUUUAAAGUUUCUUCAAGUGCAGUCACUAAAACCAUUGAGCGCUAUGAUGAAACUGUCUCUCAUAAGAACCGCUACAGGAAAGGAAGACCCAGAGUUACCUCUUCUGCAGAGGAUAAGUUCAUUUGAGUUACCAGCCUCAGAAAUCGGCAACUAACUGCACUUCAGAUUGCACCUCACAGAGUUCAAGUAACAGACACAUCUCAACAUCAACUGUUCAGAGGAGACUGCAUGAAUCAGGCCUUCGUGGUCGAAUUGCUGCAAAGAAACCACUACUAAAGGCCAGCAAUAAGAAGAAGAUACUUGCUUGGGCCAAGAAACACGAGCAAUGGACAUUAGACCGGUGGAAAUCUGUCCUUUGGUCUGAUAAGUCCAAAUUUGAGAUUUUUGUUCCAACCGCCGUGUCUUUGUGAGAUGCAGAGUAGGUGAACGGAUGAUCUCCGCAUGUGUGGUUCCCAAUAUGAAGCAUGGAGGAGGAGGUGUGAUGGUAUGGGGGUGCUUUGCUGGUGACAUUAUGCAGCGGUACGCCAUCCCAUCUGGUUUGCGCUUAGUGGGACUAUAAUUUGUUUUCAACAGCACAAUGACCCAGAACACACCUUCAGGCUGUGUAAAGGCUAUUUGACCAAGGAAGAGAGUGAUGGAGUGCUGCAUCAGAUGACCUGUUCUCCACAAUCACCCGACCUAAAACCAAUUGAGAUGGUUUGGGAUGAGUUGGACGGCAGAGUGAAGGAAAAGCAGCCAAUAAGUGCUCAGCAAAUGCGGGAACUCCUUCAAGACUGUAGGAAAAGCAUUCCAGGUGACUACCUCUUGAAGCUGGUUGAGAGGAUGCAAAGUGGUCAUCAAGGCAAAGGGUGGCUACUUUAAAGAAUCUAAAAUCUAAAUUUUAUUUUCAUUUGUUUAGCACUUUUUUGGUUACUACAUGAUUCCAUGUGUAUUAUUUCAUAGUUUUGAUGUCCUCACUAUUAUUAUGCCCUGUAGAAAAUAGUAAAAAUAGUCAAAACCCUUGAAUGAGUAGGUGUGUCCAAACUUUUGACUGGUACUGUACUUCCCUCGCCAUUCUGCGGGACAGCAGUGCUUGGCAAACAGGAGCGAAGAGCACCAUGUUCCAUCCCCAUUCAUUAGGGGUGACCAAUAUCACAAGUUAUUCCUCCUUCCUCCAUCAACAUAAACAUAAUUUUCUUUGACAAUUUAACUAGCGCCCUGCUGAUGUUGCCAGCCCACCAGCUCUCACGGUCUCAUUUCAGAAUUAAACGUUCAUCCAUUUUUCACAAACACAACAUUUUUUAAUUGUUCCAAUCAGAUUUCGAAGUGUUUAAGGUUAAGUUCAGGCAUUAACUCCAAAUUCUCAAGGUUAGUCAUUAACUCUGAAUGGUUAAGGUUAGGGUAGGGUUAAGGUAAGGGUUAAGUUUUUUGGAUAGGCUUAAAACCAAAAUUACUUUCUAUUGCUAGAUUUGAACUUCCAAUCUGAGGCAGAGGCUUAUCCACCAUUCCCUUCCACAACACCCUAGCAAAAUCAGUGUUCACUGUUGUCCCUAGUGGCCAGUUUCCACGUCAUCUCCCGUCGUCCUCAGACAUGGAUGGACGUUGAAUACUGACUUGUAUCACGGGUGACAUGGCUAAGCCAGUAUGGUCUGAGUUCACAACAAGUGUGUGAUGUCACUGAACUUAGCUGCAUCACUUCUAGCCAUGACCCUAUUUGAUCCUAUUGAGACAUGGGCCAUAGGUCAGUAGUGUGUGUGUUAAUCAGAUGCAUUCAUGUUGAAUGACUGUAAAUACUUCUAUAACAUGUACAGGAGAAACUGCAUGCUCUAGAUAAGCUUAGCUACAACCUAUUCUACUGCUACUAUAAUAAUCAUGUUUUAUGUCUGGAAUGAACAAAGAAUCAUAUUUUUGUACAAAGUGAUUCUGAUUUUGUUAUUGUCUAAAAGUUAUUUAAAUAAACUCUUGCCUGAUAAUCCUGAAUGAGUAUGGAGAGGUAGAGAGAAUGAGACAGAGAAAUAAAAAGUGAGU
Molecule: messenger RNA, 5742 nt
Organism: Salvelinus fontinalis (brook trout)
Lineage: Eukaryota; Metazoa; Chordata; Actinopteri; Salmoniformes; Salmonidae
Product: semaphorin-3D-like
Exons: 17
Coding region: 47-2473 (808 amino acids)
Biological process (GO): negative regulation of axon extension involved in axon guidance; neural crest cell migration; semaphorin-plexin signaling pathway
Molecular function (GO): chemorepellent activity; semaphorin receptor binding
Source: RefSeq, a predicted model, not a curated record